This is a messenger RNA of Limanda limanda (common dab), 716 nucleotides long. It is a transcript of the gene spp2, whose product is annotated as secreted phosphoprotein 2. NCBI's taxonomy places the organism in Eukaryota, Metazoa, Chordata, Actinopteri, Pleuronectiformes, Pleuronectidae. The transcript has 6 exons. Gene Ontology annotation, biological process: bone remodeling. The record is from RefSeq and is a predicted model, not a curated record. Gene Ontology annotation, cellular component: extracellular region. Bases 68 to 655 code for a protein of 195 amino acids.
AAGGUAGGACAAACGUUGAACCUAUUUAUAGGGAAGUCACGGAGGCACAGAGGAUAACUGUGAUUUGAUGCUAGUCAAGAUGAGGUCACUCGUGCUCCUCCUGGUCCUGCUGCAGACUCUGGGAGCCUCAGGCGGGCGGCGGUACAACUCCGAGCGGUCCAACCGAGGCCUCAAAGCCGCUGUGGCAGGACUCAACUCAGUGUAUGACGGCAGCCAUCUCUACAGGGCGACCCGCAGCUCAGUCAAAAAGGUUGUUCCUUUGGGCCUGAACACCGAUGACCUGCUGAUGGUUUUCACCGUUAAAGAGACGCAGUGUGCGAGGGGGUCCGGGAGCGACCCGCAGACGUGUCCCUUCAGACAGGGAUUCCUUGUGCCCUCGUUCACCUGCUCCAGUCGGGUGAGGGUGUUCCCCACCUCGGCCCAGGUGGCGUCUCUGAGAUGUGGAAAGGACAGCAGCUCCAGCUCCGAGUCCAGCUCCAGCUCAGAGUCCAGUGAGGAGAAGUCCUCAAGAAGGAGACACCAGUUCACCGCUCAAUUUGAAACCAGAGUCCCAGCUCCUUCUGCAGCUCCUUCUGCACCUCCUCCUCCUCCUCCUGAAGAGACGGCGGAUGAGCAUCCCGUACGAGGAGACACUUUCAGCAACUUCCUGGUGUGAAGGGCCAGCUCUGCUCAGGGAAACAUUUCGGUGCUGAAUUAAAGACAGAUGUAUCCCAUAA